Molecule: messenger RNA, 2162 nt
Organism: Drosophila bipectinata
Lineage: Eukaryota; Metazoa; Arthropoda; Insecta; Diptera; Drosophilidae
Gene: UbcE2H
Product: ubiquitin conjugating enzyme E2H
Biological process (GO): protein polyubiquitination; ubiquitin-dependent protein catabolic process
Cellular component (GO): nucleus
Molecular function (GO): ubiquitin conjugating enzyme activity
Source: RefSeq, a predicted model, not a curated record
ACAAACAGUGUCGAUUUUUGAACCGUUGAGCAAUCAAAAAACAAAGACUAGACCACGGACGACGAGUGCCAGCGGAAGAGGCAAAACGGGCUAACCGAGAGUGAAAUAAUGCACAGAUCGCGGUCGGUGCUAACAACAAUGUGGAGAAGUAUCGAAGCGUAAAAAUCGAAGGCGGCCGCCAGCCAUCAUCACCCCACCACGGAGCACCCAACAACAGCAACAGCAACAGCAGCAGGAGCAACAAACAACAACAACAUAUACAGCGACCACAGAAAUACACACAAAAGAGAAAUCAUAAUAAAAGACAGCUGACUAAUUGCUCUGGACCCUGCCAAUAAGAGUUGACGAAUGCGGAGGAGUUCCCGAAGGUGCCGGCGGAGCUGAGGAGCUGAGCAACAGGACGUGGAUUAGCGGAGCCACCAAUAGCAAUAUACGGGAGAAACGGAACAAGCUUAAAUAUAUAGAAGAGAACACCGCCCCAGCCUUAGAUAACUGACAACGAGGAGAGUGCAUCCACAAUCAAGAUUAUCAUCUUCAGUCUUUGCCCCCCCCAAAUCUCUCUACAAGCAACACAAUGUCCUCGCCCAGUGCUGGAAAGCGUCGCAUGGACAACGAUGUGAUCAAGCUGAUCGAGUCCAAGCACGAGGUAACCAUCCUCGGCGGCCUGAACGAGUUCCAUGUGAAGUUCUUCGGCCCCACAGAGACGCCCUACGAGGGCGGUGUAUGGAAGGUGCGCGUCUACCUGCCCGACAACUAUCCGUUCAAGUCACCGAGCAUCGGAUUCGUGAACAAGAUCUACCAUCCGAACAUUGACGAGUCCUCCGGCACCGUCUGCCUCGAUGUCAUCAAUCAGGCCUGGACGGCGCUGUACGAUCUCUCCAACAUCUUUGAAUCGUUCUUGCCGCAGCUGCUUACCUACCCGAAUCCGGUGGAUCCGCUCAAUCGUGACGCGGCCGCACUGUACCUGCACGAGCCGGAGGAGUACCAUCGCAAGGUGGCCGACUAUGUGCAGCGAUAUGCCACCGAGGAUGCGCUGCGGGCGGCGCAGCAGGAGCGCGAGAGCAGCGACAGCGAGUCCAGCAUGUCGGACUAUAGCGAGGACGAGGCCAGGGACAUGGAGUUAUAAUAUCGGUUGGAUCCCACGACGACAGAGUUACCGCUAAAGCUAACGCUGACUACAGCCUAAGAAUGUGCGACAACAACAACAACAGCAACAAGCAACAAUAUAUAUAUACAUAAACACACACACACACACACCCAUAUAUAUAUAUAUAUUGACUUAUAUAUAUAUAUAUAUAUGGUAAUUGGAUUUUAAGAUAUAAAGUGAUUGGAUGAUGGCGUGUGGAUCUGCGCACCCACGCACAUACAUAUAAAUAUAUACAUUUGCAUAUAUAUAUAUAUAUAUACACAUAUAUGUAUAUGUGUCUACUAAGUUAAGCGAAAAAAACAAGAUUUGAAAACUCUUAGUUUAGCCAUCAGUAGCUGAUAACGGAAGGAGAGAAUAACAAAAGCUCUUGAGAGAAAGAGUGAGCUGGAGAGAGGACGAAGAUCGGUGAAGACCCGAGAGGAGAACAAAAUGGAAACAAAAAACAGAAAACAGAAUAGAAACAGUAAUAGUAACAGUAACAGUAACAGUAACGUAACCGGAAACGGAAACAGAAACAGAAAACAGAAAACCGAAAGUUAAAAUAGAUGCAAACGCAAUUAAUUAAAUAUAGAAUGGUUCUAGAAAACAAAAACAAAAAAAAAAAUAAGUAAAAAGUGCACAAGCACAUGCAAUAUAUGUAUGACGUGCGAUCGUAUAACAAAAUCGUAUUGCUUUUGGCCUUGAUCUGGCAUUAAACAGACGUCGAUGCCCGUUCUUUAGAGUUAAAAAAAAAAAAGUUAAGAAAUAAAAAAAUGUAUCUUUACAAGACACACUCAGACACACACACAAAACACCAACAAGUACCACCACAGCAAAAUGAAACCCAGUUUUUUUUAUCGAGAUCAUCGAGUUUUCUAUUUUGUUCUCCCCGAAAACUUACGAUAAAUGAAUCCAAUUUAUUUCGCAUCCAAGAAAGUUAUAAUAUUAGAAAGUCUAACUGCAGUAUAGUAAAGCGCCCAUCUGACGAUCGAAACUAAAUAUAACUAAUAUUUAAAGAGAAAAGUUAAAAGUAAAA